AUGGCAACGGAUUACAUGGGAAGGAGAAGGAGAGGUAGAAGUAAGGAACGUAUCGGUUGGGUCCAAGGAAGCCUGGCACCACGUCCCGAUUUUACCUUUCCACCUCCUUCCCCACUUGCUCUCCGCUCUUCACUGAUUUCAUGGAUCCCAUUUUUGGGUAGGCAUUACACCGAGGGUUCACCUCGAUACAGGGAACGAGGUACCUCUCUCCACCCUCUCUCUAAAGAUCUACAAGGAGAAAUAUUUGAGAUCGAAAAUAUCAGUCAUGUGAUAUUGUCCUUGCCAAAUCGUUUUUCUUGCGACGAGAAGUCGAUGGCGACAUCAAAUAGCGCAAAAGACUGA
This is a messenger RNA of Loa loa (African eye worm), 342 nucleotides long. RefSeq lists its product as hypothetical. The transcript has 3 exons. The record is from RefSeq and is a predicted model, not a curated record. Bases 1 to 342 code for a protein of 113 amino acids. NCBI's taxonomy places the organism in Eukaryota, Metazoa, Nematoda, Chromadorea, Rhabditida, Onchocercidae.